Carica papaya (papaya) is the source of this 573-nucleotide messenger RNA. RefSeq lists its product as uncharacterized. NCBI's taxonomy places the organism in Eukaryota, Viridiplantae, Streptophyta, Magnoliopsida, Brassicales, Caricaceae. The record is from RefSeq and is a predicted model, not a curated record.
UUUACUGACAAUUUGUGCCUCUCGUUUACUCUUGUAAAUAUUCUAUCAAUCCAUACCUGGUCAUUUUUCUUUUCUUUAUUUCCUUUUUCCGGGAACAGAUCGACCUCCUCUUCUUUCGGACUUUAGGUACAAUAUGGCAGUAAAACCAACAGUUGCAUUGAGGGCUAUAUUUGUUGGAGGCAUAGCUGUAUUUGCCAAAGUUGCAGGGGCAAUGAAGGCAGCUGGUGGUGCAAAACUUGGAGCAGCAGCGACAGCCAUGACAAUGGCUGCGACUGCUGCUAUAUCGGGGUCAAAACAGGAUCAAAAGGAUAGUUCCAAACCUCCCUCAUAAUAACUAUAAUAGCUUCUUCUGAAUUUCCCACACUUUUGUGGUGGGUUUUUUUUUAAACCAGCUACAUUUUGAGCAUAGUUGGCAGCAUACAAGCCAUGUUUAAAUGGUAGCUUUGACUAUAAGAAAAUGCUCAGAAUUUAAAUACUUGAAAUAAAGAAACAAGAGCCUUGAUGUGCAUGAAAUGAACAUUCAUUUUCAAAUGUGAUGAAAUUAAGAUUCACUGGAGGAUCAAUUUUCCUGCA